Molecule: messenger RNA, 8992 nt
Organism: Vollenhovia emeryi
Lineage: Eukaryota; Metazoa; Arthropoda; Insecta; Hymenoptera; Formicidae
Gene: BicC
Product: protein bicaudal C homolog 1-B
Exons: 13
Coding region: 851-3202 (783 amino acids)
Cellular component (GO): cytoplasm
Molecular function (GO): protein binding; RNA binding
Source: RefSeq, a predicted model, not a curated record
AACAUGGUGCGCAGUGAAGUGAAGUCGGGACUGGUGGCGGGAGUUGGAAAAGUAGUGGGAGGCGAUUCGACCGGACCGACCCGUUAUAUUAUCUCGCGUUAGUCAGUUAGUCAGUUUCCAUUCGCGCCAGUGAUUCUACGGUGAUCCUGUGAUUCUACGACGACGUGAAAAAGUCCUGGCUCGAAACUCCACGUGUUUAGCGGGUGGAUCCCGUACCGGGAUUUUGAAUAAGUUUGCGGGGGGGAAGAUUUGUAUCGAGAGACUAAGAUUGUGGUAUUUUCAAAGUGAUUCACGUGGAUCGAGUCGUGCAGCGAAGUGAAAUAGAGUGACAUAGGAAGCCGCCUAAGCCGUGCGAACUGGAAAUCACGAUCGAUCGAUCGAUAUUCUUCGACGCAAAGUAGUUAAAAGGUAGUUCGCGUUGUCCAGGAUCGACGGAUCUUCGACGAGAUCGAUUGAUUGUGAGGUCGAUAAACUCGCGGAGACAAUUACCUAUGUCGCGAGGUGGAAUCUCGAGCAGUUAGUUAGCGGCCGCGCGAUCUUCCGGGGUGUUUUAUCGCAAUCGGCGGUGGCAGUGAAAGUAAACCCGGCGUCUCGAUCAGCGCUUCAGUGCCUACGAAUCCCAGCCGGGUGACCUGUUAUCGUUAUCGUGAAAGUAAUCCGUUCACCUCCCAUUCUCGAGGUCGCUCUGUGCCGUAUAGAGCUUUUAACAAGUGACAACUGUGAAACGCUCUUUUGGGGAUUCGUUCUUUAAUUACCGUUUUUGUCCUCCGUUUCUUUUCUUUUCACUGCGAAGAUCGAAGACACUUUUGCAGCUGGACGUCAAUAAUUGGGGGACACACAUUCAACGAAAAUGACUGUGGUAAUGAUGAAUGUUAUGGAGAGAACAAAUACCAUCGUUACGUGGCCAUCAAGACUGAAGAUCGGAGCAAAGUCGAAGAAAGAUCCGCACAUAAAAGUCGCAGGACGACUAGAUGACGUGCGAUCAGCGAAGGAGAAGAUAAUGGAAAUUUUGGACACACGGCAAAGUAAUAGAGUGACCAUGAAGCUGGACGUUAGUUACACCGACCAUUCGCACAUCAUCGGCAAAGGCGGCCUGACAAUUAAACGAGUGAUGGAGGAAACCGGCUGCCACAUCCAUUUCCCAGACAGCAACCGCAGCAAUCACCAAGACAAGAGCAAUCAGGUCUCCAUCGCCGGGGUGAUUGAGAGCGUCGAGUGCGCCCGCGCUCGUGUCAGGAAUCUGACGCCUCUGAUCUUUUCCUUCGAGCUACCUAUAAUGGGCGCCUCGCAGAGCAUGCCAGACUGCGGCUCGAAGUACGUGGUGGACAUACAAGAGAAGUACAACGUGCAGGUGAUGUUUCGCACAAGACCGAAGCUGCACGCUACCCUGGUGGUUGUCAAGGGUUGCGAGUGGGAGGUUUCCCAAGUCAAAGAGGCGACGUUUCUGCUGAUCCGUCAUAUGUGCAAAAAUUUAGCUAGUCAAAUCCAAGUACAAAUGUCGAUGGAGAUCUCACCCCAACACCAUAGCAUCGUUCUCGGAAAACAGAGUAGCAAUCUGAAGAUGAUAAUGCAACGUACCGCCACGCAGAUUAUGUUCCCGGAUGCCGGCGACCCGAAUAUACCCAGCUUGAAAAAAAGCAACGUCACUAUUACUGGCGACAUAAACAACGUUUACUUGGCCAGACAACAGUUAGUGGGCUCGUUGCCACUGGUACUUAUGUUCGAUCUGCCGGAGGAUUCUAUGACCGCAUCCGUGGAUACCGAAAAGAUCUCCCAGCUCAUGCAGUCUCUGGACGUGUUUAUCAACGUUCGCCACAAGCCAAAACAGAGUACGCUCUCCGUGAUUAUCAAGGGGAUCGAGAGAAAGGCCAGUAACAUUUACAAGGCGCGGAAGCAACUGCUGGGGCUGGACGAGCCUAUGGUUCUCGCCGAUAUACCGCCUACUUAUCACAUUCCGAAUGCUGGCAAUGUUUUCCAAGGCAAUUCCAAUAACGACGGCUCCAAUAACAACCUGAUUAGCGGCAUACCGGAAAACUUCUCGAGCAUGUUAAAUGUAAACACGCAAAAUUCACCGUACUGCGUAUCACCGAUCUCGCAUUCACCGAAUUCUCUGGGAUUGUCGUCACACUGGAGCCUCCCUCAUCAUUAUAUUCCGUCGAUGUGCCCGUUCCCCUAUUCUCAUUUGAAUCACCUGCUGACGACGCAACACAUGAUGCACAACAAUAUAAUGGGAACUUCCCACGGGCCCCAUGGAUUAUCGAACCACGUGAUGCCGCCUGGUAUCGGAGGGUUUCACCAUAAUAAUGUACCGACCAACUUUUCCGGUAUCCACGGCCUGAACGCCAAUUCGUUAAUAGAUAGCAAAGACGGUAGCAGUGCUUAUUCAUCGCUAAGCAGCGUUUCUAGCUCUUUAUCUAGUCCUGCCAUCAGUCCUCGUAACAUUUCACCAGUCAACCCUACGGAUGUUAAUGCCAACUUAGCGGAUCUAUCUAGUAUGUUGUCCGAUUUACCGGUCACCGAUCGACGUGCACCUGGUUGCGAGAAGAAAUCACUCGAGAUGGCUGCGCAGCAGAAUCUCACGCCCUUCGAUUACGAGCAGAAGAAACUGCUGGCCACAAAGGCGAUGCAGAAUAAGUCAAGCAACAACGACUUCCGCGUACCAACGUCCGCUUGGUCCGGUUAUGGCCUCAGCCAGAGUAUUCCGCCCAUAACUACGAGUGAUUUAAGCAAGGAGCUGACAUCACUUCCGUUGGACUUGUGGAAAGAACCGACUACGCCGGUGUACAGUACCGAGAUGGAUUUCGGUAGUAUUAUCUCGAGUAAGGAUCGCAUUGGACAGAUUGGGAUGGCCUCAAAUUAUAUGGAUCACACGCCGACCUCCCACUUGAACAAAAUUACAUCCUCCCAUCGUUUCAAUGAUCUGGGCAGCAUGUUGACUAGCAUCGGCUUGGAGAAAUAUAUACGCCUGUUCACGUCUCACGAGGUGGACAUGGCCACGUUUCCUUCCCUGACAGAGAAGGACCUCUGUGAAAUUGGGAUUACCGCUUGGGGUGCGAGGCGCAAAAUAAUGCUAUUAAUAUCUGAAAUGAACAAACGAACUAGCCCGUUCUCUGGAAGCGCUGCGCCCGGCGCUGAACGUAAGGCAUCCUCGUCGUCGGCGCCAACGUCGAUGGGCAAGUGUAAUCUAGACACCAAAUGGUAAAAGGAAAGAAAUGAUCGCGUGUACGUUAUUCGUUCCGAACGUAAUGGCGUGUCAGCGCCUCUCGAAGCCGAUCUCGCAGAUCCGUGGCACAUCGAUCGAAAUUACGGAAGAAGAUACGUACUUAAUAAUGCCGAUCGCGUGCGUAAUUGCGGGGACCAUUACGCUGUCGCAUCGGCCGUUCGGACGGACACGCACGCGGAUUUACGGAAAACCAAGAAGGCUAUCUGGCUAUUCAGCCCGUGGGAACUCGACAGACGCAGUACGAGUAGCCAAAUAGUUUGCAUGUUGAUGAUUUCAAAUUACUUUAAGUAUCAGGAGAAAGUUAUUUUUGUGACCGAGAACCGGCUGUAUUAUUUUUUUUUCCUCAAUUUUUUUUCGCCGUUCUCGGCGCGCGGCCGAAAGGUGCCUUAGGAUUUAAGGAUAUUCGUUAUUAUUGUCCUUGUUCGUUAUCCAGGAUGGACGCUCGCGUCGUUAUCGUCUCGUUAACAAGUUCUUCCACGUGAAUCUUAACAAUCUUAAUCAUCUAAUCUCUGCGAUUGACGUUUACAAAGCGCGCGAGUUGCGUGGCGGGGAAGAAUCGUGUGAAAUUAUGCGUCGAACUUUGGCGAAACGUCGACGCGCGCGUCCUGUUCGUUACAUCGUGUGGUGAUUCGCUUGAUGACCGGGUGAUCGGUAUGUGUGAGUGAAUGUGGGCAUGCGUGUGUGUGUAUGCAUGAAACACAUCGGGCAUAAAUGUUUCGAAUAAAAUCUAAAGAAAAAAAGAAAUCCAAAAAAUCAAAAAGGAGUUUAUAUCAGUUAUUAGAAAUUUAAAAAAUGAAAUGCGAUGGGCGAGGGAUGUCCCGUGUGUUCAGCGGCCUUUCGUCCUAGCAAAAAUUCACAUAUAUUUAAUUCAGACUAAGCUCGAAUGCGCGACCGCGGGCCCGCCAAAACUGUAUUGCCCGUCUGAGAGACCGACGGAAUGAGCGAGCGGCGAUAAUUUCGACGUUCGCGCGGCACAAUCGAAUACAGUCGCGGCCGAUCCCGCGUGAGGUUGCGAUCUCGAGUUUUACAAAGUAAGUAUAAGUCGCAAAGUAUUUAUUAAUUAUUUCGCGAAAGACGCUGGACGCACGUCAAACAAUAGACCGCAAGAACUUUUCGUGUGAAGCACGUGUUGAAGACGGAACGGUGUAAAACGAAUUCUAUAGCGCAAGUAUUCUAUGUGUCACUCUCCGCGCAACCGAUACUUUUCGAGGAGCCAGUUGAAUUAAGUAUCGAUACCAAAACUACAAUUUGCGACGACGAUCGUCACGUUAAUUAUAGGAAGCCUUCGCUAUUAAAUUAACUCUAAACUUGGCAGAGUCGGAGAAACGAAAUUAAAAAUUGUAUUAUAGCGAAAAAUAUAUAAACUAUAUUAUAUACACAUAUAUAUACAUGUAAAAGCUAUAUAUAAAACAGACUCACAAAAUUCGCUAGUUGAUGUUCAGAUAUGGAAAAUUGUUAUCUCUCUUUAAUGCAAUUCUGUUUCGCCUGAGAUUUAUUUAUGACAUGAGAAUUGUGAUAAUUUGGACGACGUAUGCAAGUAGGAUUUACAUAGAGUCUACGCAUUUAAAAACGAUAAAUUGCCAAGUUUAGAUUCUUCCGAUUAUCCUCGCACGCAGAGAGCUCCAUUGGCCGCAGUCGAUUUCGCAAAACGAUUGUUUUAUAGACAUAAGAUAUAUCUCGUUCUUGGUAAUAAUUUAUUCGAAUUUUUAAGCGUUAUUUUUGUUAAUUUUUUUUUGGAACAAAGGAAUGAAAGCGUUAGGUAAAUUGGUUCUCGAGUCACGCGCAUUAUUAUUCAAAUGUUAAUGUAACGUGUUAUGUAUACAUAUCGAAUUAAAAUCGAACGAAGAAAGUACGAUUGUUCUGCAGAGGAGAGAAAAUCGGUUCUCUCAAUGAAAUGCUUGAAUCGCGCGAUCACAGAUCCACGAUCGUUAAUCUCGAGACUCGUCAGAUUUCCGUGUAAAGAGUAGAAAUAAGAGCGGAUCGUGCGAUCGAGUUAAUCGAACAUGCCUAACGAAAGAUUUUACUGCGAAGAGUUCUUGACUAAGUCUUUUGCGAAAUCUUUUUAAGCGUAAAUUAUUUAUGCGCUCGCGAGAUAGAUCGGAACAUUAAGAGGGAUAAGUCACUGAGAAUAAGGAUAUUUCGCAAAUACGUGUGAUAUAAUAUUGGACUGUCUGGUUCUAUUGUCCGUUUUCUUUUUUUUUCGCUCAACGGUGAUAAUAACGACGAUCUAAAAUAGAGAGCUCCCAAGAUUCUCUGGAGCGCUCGUGCAAUCCGAUUGUCACGAGGAUUGUAUGAUAACAAUUGCAAGAACAAGUAGAUGAAGAUGAUAUGCCGCGAAAGCUCGUUAACGCGUUAACAAAUAAUGUCAUACAAAAUAAUCUAUACAUUUUGACAAUUUUACCGCUUAAGAGAAUAAUCCGUGAAAUUCAAUAUUUCAAUAUCUACAAAAGUCUCGUCAGCAGUUAACUGCUCGAGCGGAAAAAUUGUGAAAUUUUUAACAACAAAAUUCUAAAACUUGGGCAGAAGUUGCGAAUACCGUUGUACCUUCUUACGGUAGUAUCAGGGAUAUUCGUUAUUAUAUUUGUGACGGCAUAACUUUUAAAGAUUUUCACUUUCGUUAAAUCUCAUCGAUAGCGACAAUUAGUACGAUUGUAAGUUUCAGAAGAGAUUAAAAGACGUUUAGAAAAGCUUUAAACUUAAGAUAGAUUUUUUCCACUUGGAAAAAUGCAGAUCUCUUUGAACAAUUUUCACAAGGUUCUUUAAAUUUUUACGUUGUCUGAAUGCCGCAUAUCACCUUUAUCCAAUUGCCCCUGCAAUUAAGCCCGCCUUAAGGGCUGCAUCCCCUUAUAAGGGGCAAAAGAUAGCGUUUUUCUUUUCUGGCAGCGAUGAUCGUUAUCCAUUAAAAGAGUUCUGAUCGGUAAAGGGCUGCGAAACGAUAAUCGCCGAGGAGAGCAAAUGUAAGCAUGAAGUGUGCGCGACUGAACGAGUAUCAUGUGUAAUAUAUAUAUAUAUAUAUAUAUAUAUAUAUAUUCAUUGUCGCUGCGGAUAAAAUGUACACGUACGCAUAAUCGUGAAUCAACGAAGCAGCGCAAGCGUCCUCGAGUCUAACGAGCAUUCGUUCGAAAGUCGUUGGCAUUUCGUUCCUUACGACAGGGUGCCUCGGAAUCCAGGAACUUGAAAAGCGCGGGAGGGUCGAAGGAAAAAAAAUUCGAUCGAAGAGUGAAAUUUCUCGAAAGUAACAGAGAGGCAAGGAGCGCUCUCGGAUCUCGACAAUUUUUUUCCCCCGCCUCCUCUCCCGACGCCUGUUCUCUGUAUUUGCGAUUUUCGAAGAUAUGCGAGCAAGGAAUUCGAGGUGGUAACACCCUGCGUACCAUACGGUGAAGAUCGUCCCUUCGCCAGCCAAUAAUCGACGGUUUCUCUCGUCUAGUCCUAAGAAGAAAUCCGUCAAUGUUCCUACGUGAAUAACGCACUGUUCCCGUGCAAAGGUUUAGCGUAUACGGGUAUAAAAUAGGUAUAGUCGCGGAAAUUAGCGUUAAAAAGAGAGGGAAAUGCGCGUGCGAGGAGAACAACGACGACGACGACAAACGAAGAGUUUCUUAGUGUUCUCGAGCGUUUCGGUUAACGAGAAUUAACGAGAAUUGAUUUACGUCGGGAAGAGAGAAGAUACAUCUCCAAACUGUAAAACCAGGUUUUUUUUGGUUCACUAUCACUUUUCUCUAGUCCCUAUUCACUUGACAUUUUUUGCAUACAGCAAAUAACAUGACAUUACUUCUCUCUGUCUCCUUCUCUCUCUCUCGAAAAAGAAAGGAAAAACGGGGAUAACGUCAGCCCAGAAUCAGCUUAUGCGUAUAGUCGCAAUCGCGCCCCGACCUCGCGCCCGUGUGAUGAUGAAAUUUACGCGACUCGGAUGAUUCCGUUGCGUUUACGAGAAUGCGCUGUAAAUCUUGUAAAUUGCGUAUCGCAAGCAUACUUUUUCCUUGCUGUGUCUUUGCGUCGGAAACCGGGGCAGAGAAAACGCUGCGAAUCAUUGUUUCAUUAGAGCAAACUGUGGACUCGCCAUUUCCCUAACUCAUUCGGCAUACGAUUUGUACGAAUCGCUCGGAGUUAAAGUGGAUUAAGCUUGUAAUUCGUGGGAUUGACUUCAAAUAUAAUUCGACAUUUGAGAAUUUUGCUGAAAUUAUGGAUCAAUCCGUUUUAACUUCCGGCGUCUUUAGUGACGUUCAUUUCCCUUGGUUCUAAAUUUCCAUGAAACAUGAUUCAUGGAUUUAACAAAGGGAAAAAAGAAAUAACAGACCACUGAGAAUCUCGGAAAGAUGCCGAGUCCACGGGCUGCAAUCGUUGCGCAACGAUUUUUCUUCGUUUCAACGGUAGAUUUGCGAUUACUUGUAAAAUUUGAAGAUACUCUUCGAUCAGGGAGGGUUUAGCGAGAUCUAAUCCACUUUUAAAAACUUUCCGAAAAUUAAUCUCAAAGCUGCGGAAAUUUCAGCCAAUUACAAUUUCCAUUUAAAAUUUCAAAUACUCGUCAAAUUUGAAGUGAAUUAAUCCAAUUUGCCGGAAUUAAGUCUCUUCCGACUGAUAUUGAAUUUCCUCAACUUUAUUAAUUUUCUCGGGUCUUUAAAAAGGAUAUUGCGAGACAGGUAUCGCGCGUUAGCAUCGAAUCUUUCAAUUUUGUACACAGUACAUCACACCUUAUCUCACCAGACUGACAAGCUCGAAAAAUUGUGAAACGCAAGCUAUUCGGGAAAUAUACCGAUCUCGUCCAAGACGCGAUACCGCCGUAAAUCAGCAGCUGUAAUGGCGCCAUGCGCCAACCGUAUAUCGAUAAGUAUAAAUGCCUCGCACUAUCGUGUUCUCUCUUUCAUACUCGAAAUAUCAGGAAACUGUUUUCCCGCUUGGCGAGAUCAACGUAAAAAUCGCAGACUCCUCGGUGGCGAAAGACGCGCUCUUCGGUGUCGUCGCUGAAGCGCCGGCAGGGAGUGCGGAGAAUAGUCGACGAGUUCGCCCGAGGGGAGAAGUGGUAAAAGUGGCAACUUUGAGAAACGUAAACGCCUAGAAAUUGAAAUUAAUUUCAAAAACCAACGCGCGCGCGCGCGCGAUACACACGCGCAAAAGGCGCUACGUGGAAUGCGAAAAAAGAAAUAGAAUUGUGCAAUUUAAUACGCGCUUCCCGCGCGUCUCGCUAGAGUGGAGCGCAAAUGUAAACGCGGAUACCUCAGGAAGUAAAGUAACAGCCCGAUCCUUCGAGAAGGGAUUUCGAAACUGCGCUAUACUCGUACUAUAAAUCAUACAUUCCAGGGAAAGGCGGUAGGAGUUCGGAUUCAAAUGAAAUUUGUAGUGUCGUAGGAGAGGCGGAUGGAAAGUGUUAAUUUAUGUGUAUGUGUUUCGCGUUUUUUCCCCCUCUUUCUGUGCUAUAGUGUUUAUAAUGUUGUUUCUCGUGUAACAAGUCCGGGGACGUGCCCGCCCAUCGAGCGCAGGUGCAGCAACUGAAUGAUAAAUUAAUCGAUGAAUGUGUCAUUAUUGCAUGUAAAACGAUCGAUCCAUCGACCUGCGCGGCGGCAGAUGAAGCGUUUUAUAAUAUACAGCGCAGCAUAAUAUUUUUAUAUGAUAUAAUCUAAUCUAAUUUUGAUAUAAGAGCCAAGAGAGUAUAUAUUGAUCUAUUAUUGUUUGUUUCGGAUGAAAGAAAGUAGGAAAUGCGAGAAUGUCGGAGUCGCCUGAAAUCGGGAUUUGUUGUAUUGAAGUGAAGAAUAAAGAAGAUUUUGUAUAUUGCCA